AUGCUUACACAGAAUCGCGUCCGCGUCGCCGGAUUUUUGAAGAGGAAGUCCGGUAUCUCAAAAGAAGAAUUCACGCGUCGCUGGCCCCAGCAUGCCGAGCUAUUCAAAUCCACAGAAAUGUCAAAGAAUAUCCUCAAGUACGAACAGAUGCACGUGAAUGAGGAAACCAAUGCCUUGCUCAAGCAAAUGGGGGCCCAGACGUGCGACUGGGACGGUAUAGCAAUCAUGGAAGGCGAAUCAUUCGAGAAAAUUACGACGAACGAAGAGUACGAACGAGUUCUUGUACCAGACGAGUUGAGGUUCCUCGAUCGCGAGAAGACCCGGGUGGUGCCAUUGAAUUUUGGCGUAGACCUGAAAAGUAGGAAGACGUGAUGGUCAGUUCAGGUCAGUUCUGAUAAUUAAUGAUAUGUAAUGCAGAUAUGAAGAUCUCAUCUCAUACUAAAAUCUUGGGAUGAACUCGACUAAACAUACUUCUGGCGCACUGAUCUUGCACAUAUUGUGAUAACAUUGGCGCUGAAGAA
Messenger RNA from Guyanagaster necrorhizus, 521 nucleotides. RefSeq lists its product as uncharacterized. The coding region runs from base 1 to 372 and encodes 123 amino acids. Gene Ontology annotation, molecular function: oxidoreductase activity. Lineage: Eukaryota; Fungi; Basidiomycota; Agaricomycetes; Agaricales; Physalacriaceae. The record is from RefSeq and is a predicted model, not a curated record. The transcript has 3 exons.